AACUGUUUCUUUCGUAACCCGCGAAACGAAAGCCACAGCUGGGUCGGCUCAGGGUGGCGUUGGCGUUCCAUUUCUUUCAUCUUCCUUUUACUUUUUCCAACCAUUUCCUUUUAUUUCUUUGCACAAAAAUCCCAAUUCCCAAUUCCCAAUUCCCCGUUCCAGCUGAUCAAUCGAUCAAUCAAUCCCAUUCCCAUAACGCUUCUAGUCAAACCAUAUCGCUUUCUCCUAAUUCAUCCUCCGAUCGUCUCAUUUCUUCAACCUCAUCGCCCCUUGCAUUCAGCAUUUGCACGUUGCAGAUCAACGUCUUUCUGUGCGCGUCUAAUGCUGUUUUAGUCAUGAGGCCCGGAACUCAGAGCAUUGGAGAAUGUUCUAGUUCAACUUCCUUGAGCUCUCAUCAGGGCAUUGAUGAUGACCGCAUGAUUGCUGUUGUGCUAUCGGAAGAGUAUGCCAAGCUAGACGGUGCUGUUGCCAGACGCCUCUCCAACCUUGCCCCUAUUUCUCAUACUCCAAGGAUAAAUUUGUAUAUCCCCAACCAAAGUGAUGCUAGUUUGGAACAUCAUAGGCUUCUUCAAAGGCUGAAUGUGUAUGGUUUGCAUGAAGUGAAAGUAUCCGGUGACGGAAAUUGUCAGUUUCGAGCACUUUCAGAUCAGAUGUACAAAUCACCUGAGUAUCACAAGCAUGUACGGAAAGACGUUGUAAAGCAGCUAAAGGACUACCGUUCUCUAUAUGAAGGUUAUGUUCCAAUGAAGUUCCGUCGUUAUUACAAGAAAAUGGCAAAAUCUGGUGAAUGGGGAGACCAUGUUACCCUACAAGCAGCAGCUGAUAAGUUUGCAGCAAAGAUUUGCCUCCUGACGUCAUUCAGAGAUACUUGUUUCAUUGAAAUUGUUCCUCAAUAUCAGACUCCGAAACGUGAGUUUUGGUUAAGUUUCUGGUCUGAGGUUCACUACAAUUCACUUUAUGAAAUUCAAGAUGUUCCGGUGCAACCGAGGCCAAGAAGAAAACAUUGGUUGUUCUAGGAAAUCAGAUUGCUGUGAGUAUAGAUUCGUAGAUAUAUUUGUACUACACUGCAUGAUUCUUGUUUUUCUUCAUAUGAUUGAUCUCAAUGUUUUUGUUCUAUUUAAUUUUAUGUAAAUAGUUUUUCAUACAUACAUUGCCUUGUAUUACUGCACUUAUGGAUCCAUUGAACUCUAUAACAGAAUUAUAGUCACAUUAUAAACUCAACCUUCAGCAUACUAGACUCUGGUGUAACCGAUCAAGUAAGCAUAACUGAAUUCAGUUUAGCUUAUUGUACAGAGCCAGAAAUAUUUAAUUUUUUUGUACUAAUGAAACCUCAAA
Molecule: messenger RNA, 1335 nt
Organism: Momordica charantia (bitter melon)
Lineage: Eukaryota; Viridiplantae; Streptophyta; Magnoliopsida; Cucurbitales; Cucurbitaceae
Source: RefSeq, a predicted model, not a curated record